Molecule: messenger RNA, 532 nt
Organism: Schistosoma turkestanicum
Lineage: Eukaryota; Metazoa; Platyhelminthes; Trematoda; Strigeidida; Schistosomatidae
Source: the annotation of a GenBank genome assembly
ACUUGCACGAGCCACAUUUAAAACAAAAAUUUACUUCUCAGGUAAUGUCGGCUGUGGCAGCCCAAAGCGAUGGAGUAGCAAAACUUCAACAAGCUCGUACAGCAGCACUAGCAAAAAUAGAAGAAGCUCGAAAUCGGAGGGCGAAGAGACUUAAAGAAGCUAAAGGAGAAGCAAAUCUGGAAGUCGAUGCUUUCAAAGCACAAGAGGAAGCUCAUUAUCAUGCACUUGAGCUUCAGGUCAACUCACAGUAUGGGCCAUAUGAAGAAGUAUGUCGCCAGAUGACAGCCCAACAGUUGGAUUCAAUGCAACGUUCGUUUCAAUCAAACAAAGAUGCUGCUUUGCAGUUAUUGUUGUCUAAAGUUCUAGAUGUAAAGCCUGUCGUUCAUGUCAACUAUGGCUUCAAAGGUCCAGCGUCGCAGUAGGUUUAUUACUCCUUAAAAAGAAAAUCAAAUCUAAACCACUUACAAGCAUAAUAUACUUUGAAUUGUGAUCACAAAUCUAAUUAUUUAAACUAAUUUAAUAGAUAAUAAUU